This is a messenger RNA of Cercocebus atys (sooty mangabey), 3228 nucleotides long. It is a transcript of the gene HIF3A, whose product is annotated as hypoxia inducible factor 3, alpha subunit. The transcript has 15 exons. Gene Ontology annotation, biological process: regulation of transcription by RNA polymerase II; cellular response to hypoxia. Bases 806 to 2809 code for a protein of 667 amino acids. NCBI's taxonomy places the organism in Eukaryota, Metazoa, Chordata, Mammalia, Primates, Cercopithecidae. The record is from RefSeq and is a predicted model, not a curated record. Gene Ontology annotation, molecular function: protein dimerization activity; DNA-binding transcription factor activity, RNA polymerase II-specific; RNA polymerase II transcription regulatory region sequence-specific DNA binding.
AGAGAAGAAAAGAAAAAAGAAAAGAAAGGAAAAGAAAAGAAAAAAAAAGAAAAAAAAAAAACUUUAGGUUCAGACAGACCUGGAGUUUGAUUUUGAAGACAGUGGCAGAAACAGUGAGAAGAGCUAAAAUCCUGGACAUAAACCCAGGCCCAUAGAGAGAGAAAAUUUGAGAGUUUAGGUAGACUAUUGUUUAAAGGCAGGCUUCCCUAUUUGUGGGCAGGCACUGCACCUGUCUGAUCCUCCGUGUCCUCAUCUGUUCAAUGGGGCGUUAUCAACUUCCUUCUGGGUUGACUGAGCAUUAGACGGGUUAACGUAAGUUUCACGCUUGGCACCAGGAGUGACAAAAUAGUAAAAGCUGGAUAAGUGGCAGAUAUUUCUCAUAAAACGACACUUAUUCUUCCAACCCCACAUGCAAAAUGUAGGUAUUUGAAGUGGAUUACAGGGCAGGGUGAGUGGUAAACAGAACAGGUUGCUUUGCUGUGUCACCCUGGCGGGUCCCUGCCCCUCUUAGGGCCCCUGUUCGUGGUUCGUCGUUAGACUUUGAGAUCUAUGUUCCAAGAUUCACAGGAUGGCUCAGUUGAGGUGAAAGGGCAGAGGAGGAGAUUCUGGGAAACUGUAGGGCAGGGGGCCUGGGAGGCUGUAGGCCUCUCCUUCGUGGGCCCUCCCUUCUCCCAGCCCCCUCCCAGCAGGGGCCCUCCCUGUCCCCUAGGCGUCCCUAGCCCGGGAAAUAAACUGCAGAUAAGUCAGGGAGGGGACAGAGCGGCUCUAGGCGCGCCACAGAGAGGAGCGAGGCGCAGGAGGCAGCAUGGACUGGCAAGACCACAGGUCGACCACCGAGCUGCGCAAGGAGAAGUCCCGGGAUGCGGCCCGCAGCCGGCGCAGCCAGGAGACCGAGGUGCUGUACCAGCUGGCCCACACGCUGCCCUUCGCACGCGGCGUCAGCGCCCACCUGGACAAGGCUUCCAUCAUGCGCCUCACCAUCAGCUACCUGCGCAUGCACCGCCUCUGCGCCGCAGGGGAGUGGAACCAGGUGGGAGCAGGGGGAGAACCACUGGAUGCCUGCUACCUGAAGGCCCUGGAGGGCUUCGUCAUGGUGCUCACCACCGAGGGAGACAUGGCUUACCUGUCGGAGAAUGUCAGCAAACACCUGGGCCUCAGUCAGCUGGAGCUCAUCGGACACAGCAUCUUUGAUUUCAUCCACCCCUGUGACCAAGAGGAGCUUCAGGACGCCCUGACCCCCCAACAGACCCUGUCCAGGAGGAAGGUGGAGGCCCCCACAGAGCGGUGCUUCUCCUUGCGCAUGAAGAGUACGCUCACCAGCCGCGGGCGCACCCUCAACCUCAAGGCGGCCACCUGGAAGGUGCUGCAUUGCUCUGGACAUAUGAGAGCCUACAAGCCCCCUGCACAGACUUCUCCAGCUGGGAGCCCCGACUCAGAGCCGCCACUGCAGUGCCUGGUGCUCAUCUGCGAAGCCAUCCCCCACCCAGGCAGCCUGGAGCCCCCGCUGGGCCGGGGGGCCUUCCUCAGCCGCCACAGCCUGGACAUGAAGUUCACCUACUGUGAUGACAGGAUCGCAGAAGUGGCCGGCUACAGUCCCGAUGACCUGAUCGGCUGUUCUGCCUACGAGUACAUCCACGCGCUGGACUCCGAUGCGGUCAGCAAGAGCAUCCACACCUUGCUGAGCAAGGGCCAGGCAGUAACAGGGCAGUAUCGCUUCCUGGCCCGGAACGGUGGCUACCUGUGGACCCAGACCCAGGCCACAGUGGUGUCAGGGGGACGGGGCCCCCAGUCGGAGAGUAUCGUCUGUGUCCAUUUUUUAAUCAGCCGGGUGGAAGAGACCGGAGUGGUGCUGUCCCUGGAGCAAACGGAGCAACACUCUCGCAGACCCAUUCAGCGGGGCGCCCCCUCUCAGAAGGACACCCCUAACCCUGGGAACAGCCUUGACGCCCCUGGCCCCCGGAUCCUCGCCUUCCUGCACCCGCCUUCCCUGAGCGAGGCUGCCCUGGCCGCUGACCCCCGCCGUUUCUGCAGCCCUGACCUCCGUCGCCUCCUGGGACCCAUCCUGGAUGGGGCUUCAGUAGCCGCCACUCCCAGCACCCCGCUGGCCACACGGCGUCCCCGAAGUCCUCUUUCGGCUGAUCUCCCAGAUGAACUACCUGUGGGAACAGAGAAUGUGCACAGACUCUUCACCUCCGGGAAAGACACUAAGGCAGUGGAGACAGAUUUAGAUAUAGCUAAGGAUGCCGAUGCUCUGGAUUUGGAGAUGCUGGCCCCCUACAUCUCCAUGGAUGAUGACUUCCAGCUCAACGCCAGCGAGCAGCUACCCAGGGCCUACCACAGACCUCUGGGGGCUGUCCCCCGGCCCCGUGCUCAGAGCUUCCAUGGCCUGUCACCUCCAGCCCUUGAGCCCUCUCUGCUGCCCCGCUGGGGUAGUGACCCCCGGCUGAGCUGCUCCAGCCCUUCCAGAGGGAACCCCUCAGCAUCCUCUUCCAUGGCUGGGGCUCGGAAGAGGACCCUGGCCCAGAGCUCAGAGGACAAGGACGAGGGAGUGGAGCUGCUGGGAGUGAGACCUCCCAAAAGGUCCCCCAGCCCAGGACCCGAAAACUUUCUGCUGUUUCCCCUCAGCCUGAGUUUCCUUCUGACAGGAGGACCAGCCCCAGGGAGGCUGCAGGACCCCAGCACCCACCUCCUGGACCUGAAUGAGCCCCUGGGCCUGGGCCCCUCACUGCUCUCUCCGUACUCCGACGAGGACACUACCCAGCCCAGGGACCACUUCCAGCCAACGGCAGGCUCGGCCCAAGCCGACUGAGCCGCCUCCUCUCCCCAUCUGCCUUCUCCUCCCCCAGAGAGGACCUCAACCACACUCCAAGCCGGCAGCCAACGCACAGGAUGGGGAUGCCAGGAGAGGGGCCCCUCUCCUCUCUAUGUGCCCCCUGCCCACCUCGGGCCUACCUCAGCCCUCACCCCUCUGCCUGCUCCCAAUCUGGGGGCUCUUUGGGGUAGUCUCAGCUCAGUGACCUCUGGGAGGGGGUCCCUGGCUCCCUCCUCCUCCUCUCAGGAUUUCUCUUGGGGUUCUCAAUACUUGGUUACCUCAUUAUCCCUUUCUCUGCCUCUCUUGGCUUUAUUUUGGGGAAUUAGGGGUGGGGAGGGUUGGCGGGGGUCAUAUCUGUGUUUCCAGGUUCUGGGGAGAACAAUGAUCCACAGGUCAGUGUGAUCACGUUUCCUUCU